AUGGACCAAAGAAAGAUGGAACGCUUUUCUUUCAGUGUGAUUUUGAUCCUGGCCUUUUCCAGAGCAUUUGAACUGGGAUUAGUCACUGGAUUGGGCCACUGUGAACUUGCCCGUCCGUCACAGGGAGACCUGGCCUUCAGAGGCGAUGGCCUUCAGUCCCGGGAGGAGCCUGCAAUUCGUCAUCGGCCUUCCCAGUUUGUACCAUCCACGGGAAUCCAGAACAGUAAGGAGCUAAACAGAACCUGCUGUCUGAAUGGGGGAACCUGCAUGCUGGGGUCCUUUUGUGCCUGCCCUCCCUCUUUCUAUGGACGGAACUGUGAGCAUGACAUGCGCAAACAGAACUGUGGGUCUGUGCUCCAUGACACCUGGCUGCCCAGGAAGUGUUCCAUGUGUAAAUGCUGGCACGGCCAGCUCCGCUGCUUUCCUCAGCCGUUCCUACCUGGUUGUGAUGGCCAUGUGAUGGAUGAGCACCUCACAGCUUCCGGGACUCCAGAAUUAACACUGUCUGCAUGUGCUCUUAUGCUACCUGGCAUCUGCCUUGCUAUACAAAGUUAUUAUUAA
Balaenoptera musculus (blue whale) is the source of this 561-nucleotide messenger RNA. It is a transcript of the gene CRIPTO, whose product is annotated as teratocarcinoma-derived growth factor 1. The record is from RefSeq and is a predicted model, not a curated record. Lineage: Eukaryota; Metazoa; Chordata; Mammalia; Artiodactyla; Balaenopteridae. Gene Ontology annotation, molecular function: growth factor activity. Bases 1 to 561 code for a protein of 186 amino acids. The transcript has 6 exons.